Dichotomopilus funicola is the source of this 879-nucleotide messenger RNA. RefSeq names its product kinase-like domain-containing protein. Bases 1 to 879 code for a protein of 292 amino acids. The record is from RefSeq and is a predicted model, not a curated record. Gene Ontology annotation, biological process: protein phosphorylation; intracellular signal transduction. NCBI's taxonomy places the organism in Eukaryota, Fungi, Ascomycota, Sordariomycetes, Sordariales, Chaetomiaceae. Gene Ontology annotation, molecular function: protein serine/threonine kinase activity; ATP binding. Gene Ontology annotation, cellular component: cytoplasm; nucleus. The transcript is spliced from 4 exons.
AUGUCCGGUUUAUUCCAACUCGGUCAGGUGUUGCGGGGCAGUGCUGGUCAAUGUGUGAUCACAAAGCAGCUGCAAAAUAUAGUGUGCCUUGCAACGAACCACGCGCAGGAACUCGUGGUGAUCAAGAGCGUCAAAGGUCACUUCAGAGUGACCAACGAGCGGGAUGUUCUCCGUCGCUUCAACGGCCAAUCCCCUUACAUCCGGCCGUUGCUGGACGAGAUCGUUGAGCUGCCCGAACCAACGACAAUUGUUUUGCGACAUUUGGAAAGCCACCUCUGGCAAGCAUCUGGCGAAAAGACUCUGAACCGAAAGGAAUUGAAGUACGUGUCGAGGAGGGUGUUGGAGGCCUUGCAGGUUAUGCAUAACGACGGGUUUGUCCAUGCAGAUGUCAAGCCAGACAAUGUCCUGGUCAACUACCGCUCUGAUGACAGCGAAAACCGCUUCACGGACGUCCAGUUGGCAGACAUGGGCAGCUCGUACCCAGAGGACCACAAAUACGCGCGAGAAGGUGCUCCCAUUGGGGCAGCUAUCUGCCUGAUUUACGGCGAUUAUUUCAACAUCUUCGACCCCCCAGGUGUUCCUUUCAAGUUUGACGAUCCCGAAUACGAAUUCGAGGUUCUAAAGCGGCAAGUUCAGUUCUUUGGGCCUUUCCCGGUCAAGUAUGCCGAAAUCGCGGAUCAAGACACAAUCGAAGUGGUGAUGUGGUUGAUGGAGAAUCUCGUGAAUAGCAGGAAACCGUUCCACCUGCUUUCUGAGAGGGAGAUCUGCAAAAACGACAAAGACUUCAUCGGCUGGUUCAUGAAGUUGGACCCCCGGGACAGACCGAGUGCUGACGAGAUUCUUGCGCAUGACUGGUGGCGGGAGCCGGAUGAUAGUUGA